Molecule: messenger RNA, 1704 nt
Organism: Capsicum annuum
Lineage: Eukaryota; Viridiplantae; Streptophyta; Magnoliopsida; Solanales; Solanaceae
Product: autophagy-related protein 18a
Exons: 5
Coding region: 246-1514 (422 amino acids)
Biological process (GO): protein localization to phagophore assembly site; nucleophagy; autophagy of mitochondrion
Cellular component (GO): extrinsic component of membrane; phagophore assembly site membrane; cytosol
Molecular function (GO): protein binding; phosphatidylinositol-3-phosphate binding; phosphatidylinositol-3,5-bisphosphate binding
Source: RefSeq, a predicted model, not a curated record
AACUGAAAAUUCACUCUUCUCUUCUAUAUAUAUAAAAAGCAAAACCCCACAUUCCCUCUAUUAAAUGUUCCUUUUUAUCACACGUACUCUUCACUAUUCCAUUAAUAUCUCUCUCUAUUAUUUAUUUUUAAAUCUUCAAUAUUGAUGACCGCAUGUGCGGUGUGAGUAUCAGAUAGGAAACAUUAUCUGUUUAGCUUUAAACUUAAGCUUGAUACCUCUCUACGUUUUCUUACUAAUCCCUGUCCAUGGCCACUGUUUCCCCUUUCCCGCCACAAUUUCAGCACCCAAACACUAGUUCAAACUUCUCGUCACCAAUGCUUCAACCUUACUUAGAGCAACUAGAUGAGAAACACAAACAACAGCCUCAGCCACAACAAGCUGCUGUUGAACAGGUAGAUAAUGAUCCUAAGCAGAGUCACCUUAAUCUAUGCCCUAACCCUGGCCUCAUCAAUAAAUCAAUUUCAACUCUAUACCGUGUUUCCUUCAAUCAAAAUGGUAGCUGUUUCGCCAUUGGCACUGAUUGCGGCAUUAGUGUCUAUAGCUGUGACCCUUUCUGUGAGAUGUUUCGACGAUACUUUGAUAAUGGAGGUGGUAUUGGAAUUGUUGAGAUGCUCUUCAGAAGCAAUAUACUAGUCUUCGUGGGAAAUGGAGACAAUCCACAAUAUCCUCGAAACAAUGUCAUAAUUUGGGAUGACCAUCAGAGCCGUUGCAUUGGAGAGCUUCGUUUCAGGUCGGCUGUGCGCGGUGUGCGGCUUCGACGGGACUGCAUCGUAGUUAUACUUGAGCAGAAGAUUUAUGUAUAUAAUUUUGCUGAUGUGAAGCUCGUCCACCAGAUUGAGACAAUUUCAAACCCAAAAGGACUUUGUGAGAUUUCACAAACAGCUGUGUCACCUGUGCUGGUGUGCCCUGGGUUGCAAAAUGGUCAAGUUCGGGUUGAGAAUUUCACAUCAAAAAGGACCAAGUUUGUUUUUGCACAUGAUUCUAGGAUUGCAUCUUUUGCUCUUAGUCAUGAGGGGGAUGUGCUGGCAACAGCAAGUAUCAAGGGUACUCUCAUCCGGAUUUUCAGCACACAGGAUUGUUCAUUGUUGCAGGAGGUUAGGAGAGGUGCUGAUAGAGCAGAAAUUCACAGUGUUUCAUUCUCUCCAACUGCUCAGUGGUUAGCAGUCUCUAGUGACAAAGGCACUGUUCAUGUUUUUAGGCUCAAGGUCAAUCUGGGGAGUCAAGUUAAGCCUAAAGGUUCUCGUAAUUCCCGUGUUACCUUGGCUGCACUGACUUCACCGCUCCCCUUCAUCAAAGGAGUGCUUCCAAAGUAUUUUAGCUCAGAAUGGUCUGUGGCUCAAUUCAGAUUGCCUGGAGAUUCCGAGUACAUUGUUACUUUUGGUCAUGAAAAGAAUACAUUGUCAAUUCUUGGCUUGGAUGGAAGCUUUAUUAGAUGCAAAUUCGACCCAGCCUCUGGCAAAGAGAUGACUCAGUUGGAGAUUCACAACUUUCUCAAGUCCGAAAACUCCCCGUGAUGGAACAUUGGAUUGACCUUCCUGUCUAUGCAAGGAUAGUAUUUGCUUCCCUAGUCGUGGUAUACGCUGUUGUAUAUAGUGAUUUAGCAUGGUAAAGCUGUAGCGAUAACCAACAGUUUUGAACAAGUUGAUGUAAAGAACAUAGACUUAUUAGUAUGCUAACAAAAUAUAAAAUACACAGUUGAAUUUA